UCCCCUCCCCUCCUCCCUCUGUCUGUCUCGGGGGCGUGUCGGAGCGCGCGGCCAGGCAGCGGUUUUCCUUCGUAAAAUGGCUGAAACAGAAAAUAAAAGAAUUUAAAAUUAAAACAAACAGAAGGACUUUCCGCCGGGGGCCGCGGUUCGUGACGGGCUGAGGCGGAUUCUACUGGAUCCUACUGAGACAGAAACUUUUUAAUGAACCAGGGUCCUCCAAGUCCUGAACCCUCGGCUUGGGGGUCCAUCUCCCAUCAUGCCCGUUGACAUGGCCAUGAGGAUCUGCCUGGCCAACUCUCCCCCUCUGCGUUCCUUCCUCGGUAACUAUGAUGACCGCUGUUCAGCAGCGGCUGCUCUGCUGCAGCACUGCAAGCCGCUGCGACCGUGUCUGAGCAGCAAUGUCACCAUGGCCAUGAUGUCUCCAUCAUCAUCAUCGAUGGUGGAAACUGCAGAGGUCGGUAGCGGCCCAGCAAGGCUGAGGAGGAAGAAGAAGAGCGUGGUGUUCGCUGACUCUCGGGGUUUGGCGCUCACCGCUGUCCACGUAUUUGAUGAGAGCGAGGACGACGCUCUGACUGAGCUGCAGUUCCACCUGACAGAGAUAGAGGGUGCUACAGCCAUGCUGCACCUGGGAGGAAACACAGAUCCUUCAGGUUGUUCAGGUCUGGUCCUGGACUUUACUCAGCCAGCUGCAGACUAUCUGGACCUGAGGAACCGACUAAAAGCCCAGCAGGUUUGUCUGGAGACCUGUUCUGUCCAGGACCGGCUGCUCUCAGGUACUGUUCAGGUCCGAAACAUCUGUUUCAAGAAGUCUGUCUCGCUUCGGAUCACCUUUGACUCGUGGCGCUCCUUCCAGGAUGUUCACUGUCGGUACCUGAACAAUGUCUACGGUUGCCCUGACACCGACACCUUCUCCUUCUUGAUCAUGGUGCCAGAGCUCCUCAAGCCUUCCGACCGAGUGGAGUUCUGCAUUCAGUACCAGACUGAGGACCAGACCUUCUGGGACAACAACCGCGGGAACAACUACCAGCUGGUGGCAGUGGGUCCAAACAGCAGCCCGAUUCGGGGCCCUGAGAGUCCGGUGGGACCAGACAUCCAAAGAGGCCAUGUUAGAGAGAAGAGGGAGGAGAUGGACUUUGAUCCGUUUGGAAGUCCCAGGACGUCAGCAGGGAUCUUCCCCGAGUGGCAGAGCUGGGGUCGAGUAGAAACCAGUGCCCCCUACUGGUGACACCAGCGCAGGACAUGUUUUAAUGUUGCACCUUCACAUCAGCACUGAACAGCCGCAUCUCAUCCUCUGGAUCCAGAUAUGGCUGUAGAACACACUAUGGACUGCCUUCACUCGAGUCACUUUAGUUCCUGAGAUGAAUUAUUUUCUUUAUGAAAGAUUAUUAGUACAUAUACUUUAUAAAAGUAUUUUUCUCUGGAUGGAGAGAGGAAGUUCACCAUCAAGUAGUCUAACUGUUUGACUCGCCUGGGUUUCAUCCUCUCUCCAGACCAGGAUCAGCCCAAGUGGUUCCAGAUGCAGACUGGACCAGAUCCAGUCUGAGAACUGUAAACCAGAGCUGAUCCUCAGCUCAGAUCUUUUAAAAUAUCCACCUUAAAACCUGGUCCAUGAGGGAAGCCCUGUAAACUCUGGUCCAGCAUCAGACCCAGUUUACAUCUGGUCCUCUGGUGCUGGAACACAGCCACAACUGGUCCCGGACCAGCUGUGUGUUGAAGUGUGUCACUUUUUAAGAUAUGCAAGUAAGACCUCCAUCUCUUCUCUGUCAACCAGCAGCAUGGCUUCAAGCCCUGAAACACCAGCCAGAAGCACUGUGCUCAUCAAAUCCAAGAUGUCUGAAACCAGUUCAACAAUCUCUGCUGACUCUGGGUUCUCUGGGAGUCUGGCUAACCCUAAUUCUAAACUCCAAUGCCUUCAGACUCAGUUCACCCUUCAAAUCCAGACCCAAAUCCAAAAACCCACCCUGGCCCAGUCUGGGUCUUUAGCAUUGCUUUGGUCUGGUCAGUUUCACCUGAAGGAGAAACUGUUGUGAAAUGUUUUGGAUUCAGAGUGAACUGAGCCAGCUCCUGUCUCAGGAUCUGUUCAGACAGAGAUCAAUGUGAAUUUUCUGAAGUAGCUGCUGGAUCUCAUCAUGAUGAUUCUAAAAUUCACCUCGUCCUCUGUCUGAACUCAUUUUUAAACCUUGUGUUAAUUGUGGUGUUAAAUAUCACCGUCAUGUUGGUGUGAGCGAGUCAGGUAAAUUCAGAAGGUAAGAUUUAGGUUUUAAUCGUACUGCAACCAAACCACGACCGGUCGUUUCACCUCCUCCGACCUCCGUCUGGGUAACUAUGCAGAAAAUAAUAACGGCUCACAUCUGUUUAGAUUAUUUAUCAUCAUGUUGUUGUUCAGGCUAAAACUUUCUCUGCAGGAAAUCAUGGCUGAAAACCUCUUGUCCAGUUUCUAUUAUCACAGAGUCAUCUCUGUCUCUCUGACUCGGACUUGUCUUUCUGAGGGGUUUUGACUCUGACUUGUCUCUGUCCCUUAGAGGGUUUUGACUGUGACUUGUCUUAAUUUUGUGGGUGCUCUGACUCUGUGCCGUGUCCUCCCAGCCUUAAGAGUUGAACUCGUCAGGUUUGAACUCAAAGUCCUGGACUCUGGACUCAGGGUCCUCAGGAUCAGGACUGAGACUGUGGACAGAUUUUAUUUGUCAUAUUUUUAGCGUGUGGUUAACACCCUUAGAUUCUUCUAAGAGAUGCUAACAAUGCUAACGAUAAAGAGGGUAGUUAUCCCUGAGUUCUUCAGGGUGUUGCUAUGCAGUUUAGUCUCUGACUGUAGUCAAGUUGUCAUGGUAACCUCUGAUAGAUUGAGACAGGGAAAGUUCAACCUGCACUUCCUGUUAGCUCCUGUAGCUGUACCAGUUUAAAGCCUUUACUGAUCUAAAAUCUACUUCCAGUGCUCUUACCCUGUUGUGUGUGUGUGUGUGUGUGUGUGUGUGUGUGUGUGUGUGUGUGUGUGUGUGUGUGUGUGUUGAAGGGAAGUGUAAAGUGUUAGUGUGUGUUUGUGUUGUCGACCUGCGGCUCCGACUUGUCUAAAAGUCUUGAGUUUUUUUUUUUCAUGGAUCGGUCAGAGAUGUUUGGUGGACGGUGUCGUGCUGUGUUCAUGUCCCGUCAGAUUGUCCACUACCACCUUCAGGUAAGGGACAAUCAGGGUCCCUGAUCUGUCCUGUAAACUUUUAUCACUUUAAGUACUUUAAACUUGGGUCUCGGCGCUAACCCUCUGAUGGGCAGGGCCGAUAAACUCUUUACUCUGAUAUGACCUGAACACAGCACAACUGGAAGCUAAAUGGCAUUUAACCUGGCUAGCUCACAAGCUAACCAGCUGUUAGCAUUAGCGACUGUAACGUAAAGUGCAAUGUAACGAUGAGGUCAUGAUGUGCUGCUGAAGCAGGAAGUGAUGUAAGUGAGUGACUGUUCCUUUUUAUGUGUGUCCUUUCAGAAUAAAAGUCUAAUGUUUGUAGUGUUCAAA
Molecule: messenger RNA, 3502 nt
Organism: Lates calcarifer (barramundi perch)
Lineage: Eukaryota; Metazoa; Chordata; Actinopteri; Centropomidae
Product: protein phosphatase 1 regulatory subunit 3C
Exons: 3
Coding region: 257-1225 (322 amino acids)
Biological process (GO): regulation of glycogen biosynthetic process
Cellular component (GO): protein phosphatase type 1 complex
Molecular function (GO): glycogen binding; protein phosphatase 1 binding
Source: RefSeq, a predicted model, not a curated record